Aureobasidium musti is the source of this 1494-nucleotide messenger RNA. The record is from the annotation of a GenBank genome assembly. Lineage: Eukaryota; Fungi; Ascomycota; Dothideomycetes; Dothideales; Saccotheciaceae.
AUGGCUCUUCCCGCCGACUACAAGCACGAAAUCGAAACCCUCGAACGCGAGGUCCUGCAGAACAAGCCCACCGACGUCUUGCAGUUCUGCGCGAACCACUUCCUUCGUCGACUAGAGUCUCAGCGACACGAGUUCCUGCUGGGCGCACAGCAUUCCACCAAAACAAUGGCCGAGAACAACUUCCCAGGCAGCAACCCUUUCCACCACGUCCAGCAGCCCGGAAUGCAGCGUCUGGAAGAAGAAGAUGAAAUGGACACUUUCGCCUCGCCCACUGCAGCUUCUUUCCCUAACAACGCCAUGAACCGCGACGCAUCUCCAUUCGCCGCAAAUGCAAACCCCUUCAGUAACAACGCCAGCUCUUCCGGGAGUCCCUUUGCCCAGUCUCAAGGCACCGACCCUUCAGCCCAACACAACGAUAGCUCUAUGGGCGGCUUCAACUUUGGUUUUGGCGGUGCUCAGAACACUGUUGCUACCCGUGAUCAGAGUGCUGGUGCUGGCGGCAACAAUCAACAAUUGGACGUGCCGCAGAACUUCCCCAACAACUACAACAUGGGCCGUCGUGUGUCCGUCUCUGCUGAAGUUUUGGCACCCUCAGGCACAGAUGACUCGGACUGGAAGCCUCCAACCUACCCCAAGACUCAAGAACAACUCAGUCGUCUGCGCGCUGCUGUCUCGCGCAACUUCCUAUUCUCUCACCUGGAUGACGAGCAGACCGAGCAAGUCUUGGGUGCUCUUCAAGAACGCAAGAUCCCUUCGAAGGACAUCAAGGUCAUCGCUCAAGGAGACGUUGGUGACUACUUCUACGUCGUCGAGUCUGGCAGCUUCGACAUCUACGUCUCGGACACUGGCAAGAUCGAGCCCGGCGUCAAUGGUAUGGGCAACAAGGUCGCCUCAUGCGGCCCUGGUACCUCAUUUGGUGAACUUGCCCUGAUGUACAACGCUCCCCGCGCUGCAACUGUCAACAGCACCGAGUCUAGUGUCAUUUGGCAACUCGACCGUAUCACUUUCCGUCGCAUUCUGAUGGACAGCGCCUUCCAGCGCCGCCGCAUGUACGAGUCUUUCCUCGACAGCGUACCUCUCCUUAAAAGCCUUACCGCAUACGAACGCAGCAAAAUUGCCGAUGCUCUCGAAACGCAAAAGAUGCCGGCAGGAAGCACAAUCAUUCGUCAGGGCGAUGUUGGUGACCACUUUUAUAUGCUGGAGUCAGGUACUGCUGCUGUUUACAAGUCUGGAACAGAGGAGCCGCUCAAGUCAUACAACAAGGGUGAUUACUUUGGUGAGCUGGCAUUGCUGGAUGACAAGCCUCGUGCCGCAUCAGUGGUCGCAGAAACAGAUGUCAAGGUGGCCAUGUUGGGCAAGAAUGGUUUCCAGCGUCUUCUAGGACCUGUCGAGAGCAUUAUGCGUCGUGAUGACCCCUCCAAACGUGCAGGCUCGACUCAGCCCUCUUCCUCUGGAGGCCUCUUCGAUAGUGUCAACCCCUUCUCGUCGUCCUGA